Molecule: messenger RNA, 2599 nt
Organism: Eucalyptus grandis
Lineage: Eukaryota; Viridiplantae; Streptophyta; Magnoliopsida; Myrtales; Myrtaceae
Product: aspartic proteinase CDR1
Exons: 12
Coding region: 86-2086 (666 amino acids)
Biological process (GO): proteolysis
Molecular function (GO): aspartic-type endopeptidase activity
Source: RefSeq, a predicted model, not a curated record
CUUGUUUUUCUUUCUUCAAUUCCCUUCGUUGACUGCCCGAAGACAAAACUCCAUCUCUCUCUCUCUCUCCGGCGGCCGUCUUCCCAUGGCUCCGCCCGCGUCUCGGCUGGCCGCCGCCCUCCUCCUCGCCUGGCUGUCUCUGCCCGAGCUCCUCGUCUCCUUCGCGCACGCUCUCCCUCGUCCGGGCGAUCUCCACCGCCCGUUGAUCUUGCCUCUCUCUAAAGCGCCCCGGGAUUCUUCUUCUUCUGCUUCUUCUUCUUCUUCCUCUCGCGAGAGAGAUCAUCACCGCCGGCGAUUGCUCGGCUCGGAGCUCCCUCGCUCGCCCAGCGCUCGCAUGCGGCUCUACGACGAUCUCCUCUCUAAUGGAUACUACACGACGCGUCUUGCCAUUGGGACGCCUCCUCAGGAGUUUGCGCUGAUCGUGGACACGGGAAGCACCGUCACUUACGUUCCGUGUUCCAAUUGUCAGCGUUGUGGUAAACAUCAGGAUCCAAGAUUUCAACCUCAAUUAUCUUCCACCUAUCAACCUGUCAAAUGCAAUGCCCACUGCUCCUGCGACGAUGCAAGAAAGCAGUGCACUUAUCAGAGACGGUACGCUGAGAUGAGCUCCAGUACCGGCAUGCUGGGAAAUGAUCUUGUAUCAUUUGGGAAUGAAAGUGAGCUCACACCCCAGAGGGCUGUUUUUGGGUGUGAAAUUGUGGAAACCGGUGAUCUGUUCAGCCAACGAGCAGAUGGCAUAAUGGGCUUGGGACGUGGUUAUCUCAGCAUUGUGAAUCAGCUCGUUGAGAAGCAUGUUAUUGAUAACUCUUUCUCAUUAUGUUAUGGUGGUAUGGGCAUGGGAGGUGGUGCAAUGAUACUUGGAAGUAUUGUUCCUCCCACAGGAAUGGUAUUCUCACAUUCGGAUCCUCACCGCAGUCCGUAUUACAAUAUCGAGCUGAAGGAAAUACAUGUUGCUGGGGAGCCAUUGAAGUUGACACCAAGUAUUUUUGAUGGAAGACAUGGAACGGUCUUGGAUAGUGGAACCACAUUUGCAUACCUACCAGCAAAGGCAUUUCUGGCAUUCAGGGAUGCUGUUACAGAGAAUGUUCGAUCCCUGAGAAAGAUUCCAGGACCCGAUCCAAAAUUCCAAGAUGUUUGUUUUGCUGGUGCUGGAUGGGACAUCUCCAGGUUAUCUGAAGUAUUUCCAAAGGUUGAUAUGGUUUUUGGCGACAAGCAAAAGCUGUCACUGUCUCCUGAGAACUACUUGUUCAAGCAUACAAAGGUUCCUGGGGCAUACUGCUUAGGAAUAUUCCAGAACGAAAAUGAUGAAACCACUCUCCUAGGAGGUAUACUUGUCCGCAACAUGCUUGUUACUUAUGAUAGGGAGAAAAAUAAGCUUGGCUUUUGGAAAACUAAUUGUUCUGAACUGUGGAAGCGACUGCAAGAUACUGGUAGUCCUACACCUGCACCUUUAGUUCCACAGAAGCACAAUAAUACUUCAGCUAUUUCUCCUAGCAUAGCUCCGAGUGGAUUGACUCCAAAUUCGUUUCCGGAUGAAUUUCGAGUAGGCAUCAUAACGUUCAACAUGUCAUUCAGCAUCAAAAGCUACAGUGGCAAGCCUAACUUCACUGAAUUUGAAGAACUUAUUGCUCAUGAGUUGGGAGUGAGUACCUCACAGGUCCAUUUGCUGAAAUUCACUUCCAGUGGAAAUCAGUUCCUUGUUGAGUUGGCUAUCUUUCCAGCAGAUUCUGCUGAUUACUUCUCUAAUACCACUGCAAUGAGCAUAAUCACACGCUUAAGAGAUCAUCACGUGCAGCUUCCUGAAAGAUUCGGUAGUUAUCAGCUAGUUGAAUGGAAAAUUGAGCCUCAAAAGAAGCGCACAUGGUGGCAGCGUAAUUAUUUGGCAGUGGCUGCAGUAGCUUCUGUAGCACUGUUGCUCACCUUAACGAGCAUCGCACUAUGGUUUGUUUGGAAGAAUAACUGGCAACAAUCUGGUGCAUACAAGCCUGUAGGUGUCGUCAUUCCUGAGCAAGAGCUUCCGCCGCUCGUCAUUCCUGAGCAAGAGCUCCGCCGCUUUGACUCAGGCAUGUCCAUCUUCUCAUUAUGAUUUUUUUGGCUGGCACAAAUUAUCGAAAUACAUCAAUAGAGGAAGGAUUUCUAACUGCAUCCAUCCAAUCUUUGGUUGGAGGAAGUUCACAUUCGACGUAGUGUGUGAAGAAGCAGUUCCUACCAGGGGUAUAUAGUUGAAGCCUAUAAAGCAGUCCCUCAUACGGUUAUACAGUAGAAAACAUGCUAGGCAGACGAAAAUAUUAGAAGAUUGCAGAGUGUAACAUAGGCAGCUGCGCAGCUUUUGUCGAGAGAGAAAAUCGCUGAACAAAAAAUCUGUCCUUGCGGCUAACCAAGUGAACUGUGAAUGACAUGGAUUGUGCUUGAUCACAUGGUUGGAUCAGGAAAGCACCAGUUUCUAUUGAUUUUGCAAUAGAGUGCAGUAAAAGAACUUACGUGGUUUUGUGUCUCUUAAUUUGUAUACUUGUAACUCUUAAUCUGUUGGUGAAUCUUUAGCUUUUACAUCACUCAUGUACUCGUGACCAUUUUAUAGAGAUGACUAUUUUUAAGAAAA